Molecule: messenger RNA, 948 nt
Organism: Phytophthora megakarya
Lineage: Eukaryota; Oomycota; Peronosporomycetes; Peronosporales; Peronosporaceae
Source: the annotation of a GenBank genome assembly
AUGCUCUCUAGUGACCACAACGGGCACCUGCUGAGUUUCGACGGAGCUCCAAGCGAGAUGGGUCCGGGGGCGCCGCAUGCAUCCUCUGGAGCCUCCCGAAUUGUGGCGGCCACGGGACACUUCCUGGAGAAGGCUACCGCGAACGAAGCCGAAUAUGCCGGAUUGGUCAAAGGCACGCAACUUGCUCUAAACGCGGGGAUCCAGGAACUGGUAGUAGUUGGAGACUCCCGAUUAGCAAUACAGCAGCUCCAGGGGGUUAUCGGUUGUACCCAACCCCACCUGUUGAGGCUGCUCCAGGAAGCCGAAGGACUCCAAGCUAAGUUCAAAUCCUUGCGCCUGGUACAUGUGAAGAGAAACUUCAACGCCGCCGCCGACUAUAUUUCCAAACGGAUCAUCCAAAAGCAGUCAUCUUUAGAAGUCACGGACCUCGGGGAACGGAAGUUGCUUCAAGGCCUGAACCGGAUCCACGAAAAACUGAUGAAGGACCCGAGUCCCAGGGAACAGUCGCUGAUGGAGUGCGCUUUCAUUGCCACAGCCCGGGGCAUACCUAGGUGUUCCCCGGUGGGUGAAACAUUCGUGACGACGCGCUCAGCGUCCGAGCAAAGCAACCCUGAGGGCGCUCGUAGGGAACGAUGGAGGAGGAUCUGCUCCCACCAGGCGCACGACCCAGAGCUAGCACCCCUGGUGAAUUUCCUCCGAGGCGAGACAGAACAGUUGACUCUGAGGCAGACAACGCACCUGGCCAAGAUAGCGGACUAUCGAAACACUCCAGAACGGCCCCGGGACGCUGCCGAUCGUCUCCGUCUGGUGGUCCCCCAGGACUUCCAAGAGGAUAUUCUGCACCAUUGUCACGCAGACCUCCAAGGCGCUCACCAGGGCUUCAUCCGGACUUAUGAGAGACUGUGCAAAGAAUUCUACUGGAUUGGGAUGUUCAAGGACACGGAAUGA